AUGCCUUCAAGACUCUCGGAUGCUUUCAGAGCCCAUCCUCUCUACCAUAACCCUAAACACUUGGACUUAAAUUCAGUAAAAGAAUUACCAGACUCACAUGCAUGGGCAUCACUUGAGGGAGACCCUUUUUCCAGUGAAGACUCUUGUAGCAUAGAGACUCCACCAAUCAUUGAUCUCAGUGACCCAAAUGCCCUAAAACUGGUAGGGUAUGCAUGCAAAACUUGGGGUGUGUUUCAAGUCAUAAAACAUGACAUCCCAUUGAGCCUUCUCAAUGACAUUGAGUCGGCCGGGAGGACCCUUUUCUCUCUCCCCAUCCAGCAAAAGCUCAAAGCUGCUCGAUCCCCCGACGGUGUCUCGGGAUAUGGCGUAGCUCGAAUUUCUUCUUUCUUCCCCAAGCACAUGUGGUCCGAAGGGUUCACUAUUGUUGGAUCACCACUUGAACAUGCUUCCCUUCUUUGGCCCCAAGAUUACAGCAAAUUUUGUGAUGUAAUAGAAGAAUAUGAGAAAGAGAUGAAAAAGCUAGCUGGCAGGCUGAUGUGGCUAAUGCUAGAGUCACUUGGCAUCGCCAAGGAAGAUGUCAAAUGGGCUGACCCGAAAGGAGACAUCAAAGGGGAAGGUGCUACCGCAGCCGCCCUACAGUUGAACUUUUACCCGGCUUGUCCGGAUCCAAACCGGGCCAUGGGCCUUGCUGCGCAUACCGAUUCCACCCUCCUCACCAUCCUCCACCAAAACAACACAAGUGGUUUACAGGUCCUCCGGGAGGGAAUUGGUUGGGUCACUGUUCCUCCGAUCCAUGGUGCCCUAGUGGUCAACAUAGGGGACUUGCUCCAUAUACUAACCAACGGGUUGUACCCGAGUGUCCUUCACCGGGCCGUGGUUAACAGGACCCAACAACGACUAUCCAUUGCUUAUCUCUUUGGGCCGCCAUGCAGUGUUCAAAUCUCACCACUCUCAAAACUAGUUGACCAUGGCCACCCUCCUCUCUACCGGCCGGUCACUUGGAAUGAGUAUCUUGGCACCAAGGCCAAGCAUUUUGAUAAGGCACUUUCGUCGGUCCGGCUUUGUUCUUCUCCUAAUGGAUUUUCCGAUGUAAAUGAUCAUAACAGAGUGAAAGUUGGCUAG
Ilex paraguariensis (yerba mate) is the source of this 1122-nucleotide messenger RNA. The record is from the annotation of a GenBank genome assembly. NCBI's taxonomy places the organism in Eukaryota, Viridiplantae, Streptophyta, Magnoliopsida, Aquifoliales, Aquifoliaceae.